Rangifer tarandus platyrhynchus (Svalbard reindeer) is the source of this 363-nucleotide messenger RNA. Lineage: Eukaryota; Metazoa; Chordata; Mammalia; Artiodactyla; Cervidae. The record is from the annotation of a GenBank genome assembly.
AUGAGCAGCCCCAGAGCUAGAGACAAGUACCAGCCAGCCUGCAAGAUGCUGGCCCUCUGCUUGCUGCCGCCGCUGCUGCUGCUGCCCUCAGGGGCCGCCACUGCCCUCUUCCCAGAGGGCAGCCUCGCCGGCCACGAGAGCGGGCACAUGCAGGAAGUGGCAGAAAUAAAGACAAACAGCCUGUUGACUUUGCUUGCUUGGUGGUACGAGUGGGCCUCCCAGGCCAGGGCAGUGCCCUUCAUAGGAGGGGAAGCCAGCAAGGAAUCCAAACGGCAGGAGGGCGCACCCCUCCAUCAGUCCACACGCCAAGAUACAACACCCUGCAAGAAUUUCUUUUGGAAGACCUUCUCCUCCUGCAAGUAA